GUUAGAUACAGAAUCAUGUCGACCCAGGACGAAGAGACAUGGGAUGAUGAUGAGAACACCAUCAAGUUCCUGGUUGCCUCCGAUGUUCACCUGGGCUAUGCUGAGAAGGAUGCUAAGAGGGGCCACGAUUCCUUGGUCGCCUUUGAAGAAGUCUUACAGAUAGCCAAGAAGGAGGAGGUGGACUUCCUGCUGCUAGGUGGCGACCUGUUCCACGAGAACAAGCCGUCGCGUAAGAUCCUGCACGGCUGCAUGUGUCUCCUCAGGCAGUACUGUAUGGGAGACCGGCCGUGCCAGCUGGAGUUCCUCAGCGACCAGUCUGUCAACUUUGGCCAUAGCAAGUUUCCGUUUGUGAACUAUGAGGACCCAAACCUGAACGUCUCCCUCCCUGUCUUCUCCAUCCACGGUAACCAUGACGACCCAGCUGGGUCCGGGAACCUGUGUGCGUUGGACAUCCUAAGUGCCGCUGGGCUGGUCAACCAUUUUGGUCAGCACCCCAGUCUAGACCAGAUCGAGAUGACUCCCAUGCUGCUGCAGAAGGGGAGGACGAAACUGGCGCUGUACGGGCUGGGGUCCGUCCGCGACGAGCGUCUGCACCGGAUGUUCGUCAGGAAGUCCGUCACGAUGCUGCGACCGCGGGAAAACCAGGACGAGUGGGUCAACAUCCUGACCUUUCACCAGAACAGAGUGAAGCAUGGUGAGAAGAACUACAUCCCUGAACAGUUCCUGGACAGUUUUCUGGACCUGGUGGUGUGGGGGCACGAGCACGAUGCCCGUGGUCUGGAGAGGAACGACGUCCAGGACUUUAUCGUGCUCCAGCCGGGAAGCACUGUCGCCACAUCACUGGCCGAGGGCGAGACGUUACCCAAAAAAGCGUUCCUGGUGCGAGUGAAGCCCUCCAGGAAGAUGAAGUUUGAAGCGAUCCCGCUACAGACGGUGCGCCAGUUCUACCUGAAGGACAUUGUGCUCGCCGACACGACCCUUGACCCCAACGACCCUGACGCAGCAGACAAGAUAGCAGCAUUCUGCCAGGAAAAGGUGGAAGAAUUGCUGUGUAGAGCAGAAGAAGAGCACACAGGGAACAAAAGACAACCUAAAGAACCACUCAUCAGACUAAAGAUUGAGUACAGCGGAGGGUUCCCGAUGUUCAACACGAACAGAUUUGGUCAGAUGUUCACCGACAGAGUCGCCAACCCCCGCGAAAUCAUCCACUUCUACAGGAAGAAGGUUUAUGAGAAGAAAAGUGGUACGAAAGAGAAGUGGGAAGAUGAGGACAUGUCUACACUGCUUCCACGGGAGGCUCUGGACAUGUCACGGGUGGAGGAUCUGGUCAAACAGUUCUUCGCAGAGGCUGAACAGAAUGCACGCAUGUCCCUGUUGACAGAGAAGGGGAUGGGGGAGGCCAUGAAGGAGUUUGUGGACAAAGAGGAGAAGGACUCCAUCCAGGAGCUGGUGAGAUGGCAGGUGGAGAAGAUGCAGAAACACCUGCGGGACAGGAAGGCAGGAGAGGACAAGAUUGAGGAGGAGAUCCACCAGUUCCGUCAGGCGUACCAGCAGCACGCAGAAGAGGAGGAUGAAGACAUCCAGCGCGCUCUGGAGCGGUCUCGUUCCAAACGUCCAGCCGACGACAAUCGCUCAGACAUCAUGGAGGAUGACGACAGCAACCUUAGCGACGAGGAUCGCCCUGCGCCGACCCGUGGGCGUGGCAGGGGGCGUGGCAGAGGGCGGGGCAGGGGAGCGACCGCUACGACCAGGGGAGCGACCACUGCGUCUCGGGGGAGGGGUAGCAGAGGGGGCCGAGGAGGGAGAGGGAAGAAAAGUCUGGUCGCCAGUGGUUCUAUUGUUGAAGCAAUGCAAAACAGUUCAUCUAGAUCUUCCCAGAGAUCCUCAGCUAAGCCUAGUAGACCUUCAUAUAUGGAGAUGUCAGAUAGUGAGGAAGAAGACAGCGAUGGAGGAUUUAAUGCUCCCUUAUCUUCAAAAAGCAAAGGGAAUUCCAAGCCCAGAGGUGGUGCCUUGCAGAGGAGGGGAAGAGGGAUUGCCUAUGAUUCUGAGGACUCAGAGGAGGACUACUUUACCAUGCCAAGUGCAAAGAAGUCACGUCGCUAAUUUACUGAACAACUUAAGCUGAUAACCUUGCAGUGUAGAAGUGAUGUUAGUUACGGGUAAAGAGAUCUGUCUGUGAUCUUCAAGUAGCUCAAAUGGCACAUAAGAAUUAAAAGAAUAACAGUUUGUUAUUGGUAUGGAAAGGAGUUACAAGGAAAUACUUGUAAACGACUGAUUUUAUAUGUGAACACUUAACCUUUAUACGAAUCAUUUGUAUGUAACCAUACAUGUUCCUUCUCAUUGGAAACAGACAUGCUUCUGUUUGUAUUAACUAUGCUACAAAAUGUCAUUAACAAGGUUAGAUUUCAUUAUAUUGAUCUC
Branchiostoma belcheri (Belcher's lancelet) is the source of this 2421-nucleotide messenger RNA. Its product is annotated as double-strand break repair protein MRE11A-like. Gene Ontology annotation, biological process: telomere maintenance; mitotic G2 DNA damage checkpoint signaling; double-strand break repair via nonhomologous end joining. Bases 16 to 2103 code for a protein of 695 amino acids. The record is from RefSeq and is a predicted model, not a curated record. Gene Ontology annotation, cellular component: nucleus; Mre11 complex. Gene Ontology annotation, molecular function: DNA endonuclease activity; manganese ion binding; 3'-5'-DNA exonuclease activity. The transcript has 17 exons. NCBI's taxonomy places the organism in Eukaryota, Metazoa, Chordata, Leptocardii, Amphioxiformes, Branchiostomatidae.